UCCUCGAUCCGGAUCUGAUAGUCGCCCCUUCACUCCCUUUCCUCGCCCGCCGCCCGCUUCCUCUGUUUUGCUGUGGUCUCUGCUUUGCCGGGGCGCACAAUUCUUUCUCUUUUCUUGGUAGGAGACCUCCCGCUUCCGCCAAUUCCUCCCAAUCGCUGCUGCAUCCGUCUCGAUGGACAAGCCGAGCGCCAAAUCGCUCCCGCCCGGCGUGCAGGCGGUCUACCGCUACGCCCGCUCCUUCAGACUCUUCCAUAGUCCGCGAGCGAUGCGUAUUGCCUCCGUUCUUUCUGGCUUCGUCGUACUUUUUCUCUUUUUUGGCCUCCUGCCUUACUCCGGCACGCAUGUGACCCGUGAUAGGGUGCUGCCUGGCGACCUCGAUCCGCCCUUCCUGCAGACCUCUUCCCGCCGCUGUCCCGCCCACGUCGGUGCUCACCCUCGCCGCGUGCUUUCCUCGGUCUCAAACCCUUUCAUGACCGCCAUGCGCAUCAAUUUUAAUCUUGUCGGCCGUUCGGCGUCCUCCAGCAAGGAGACCUCGAGCUCGCGCUUCAACCCAAGCAUCCUGCCGCUGCCCUACAAGUCCAGCUAUCCGUACAUCGGCUUCACCAGCCAGGAAAAAGGAAACGUCUACGAGCUUUACUCUUGCUUCCUCACCAGAGGCCAGAAGGCGGUCUCCAAGCAAGUGGGCCUGCAGUGUGCCACCGAGCCUGUCAAGAUCGUCAUCCAGACUCCAGAAUCUGGCGAGUGCCGUGAGCAUAUCUUCCUCGGCCUCCGAUCUGGCCCUCAAACCCCCAGAGUCUUCUUUUCUCCCGAGGGCGCCCCAUUACUCACAUACUCGGCCAACUCGGUCGAGGGCUGCAUCGGUGUCUGGAUGGUCGAUCUUCGCGCCGUCUACCCGUCGCUCACUGAGUACUUCCCCAAUCCCAAAAUCGAAUAUAUCGACCCGGUCGAGCUCCGCCGCCCCGAGCCCAAGCGAGAGAUGGAACAGAACUGGUCUCUCAUGUUCAUCGCAAACAAAACUUUCAUCCAGCAGGACCUCUACCCUCGCACAUUCUCCUCGAUCGGCUGGCAGACUCGCAACCUGGCGCCGCGCUCUUUCAAGUGCUUGAACGCUCUCGUGGAGAAAAAAGAGUCUACCGUCUUGCGACAAGCCACAAACACUUUGAGACUUUCUCUCUGUGAGUUCCCUUGCACCCCCACAGAGGACAACACAGUCUUGAUCUCAAUCAUUCAUGUCAAGUAUCAAGAGGGUUACCGCCCAUACUACGAGCGACGAGUUCUGAUGACCAAAGCGACCUUCCCCUUCGAUGUCAUCGGAGUCUCCCCGCCAUUGAUCUAUGCCGGUGUUGAUGAGCAGGCGCUCCUGUACACCACCACUAUUGCCUACGACUCUCGGCAGGCGCCCCGCAAGGAUCGCGAGAAGGUCUAUGAUAUGAACCUCGAGAAGUAUAUGGUUAGGACCGCUGUUUCAAUGCCCUCGCCCGAGUCCGAAGAUGAAUCUGAAUCGGCUGAGGAUGAGAAGUCAGAGUCUCAGAAGUCGUCUACUGAGAAGAAAGAAGAGAAAGAGAAGAAAGACAAGCGAUCGCUUGGUAAGCGUUUGGAGGAGAAGAAGCUGAAACAGUUACUCUCGAUUCAGCAGGCGAACCGAGAUCAGACAAAGGUGUUUGAAAAUUGGGAAGAUGAUCCGCAGCUAAAAGGUCUCGAGAGCGACUACUAUCACGGAUACCUGAACGACGUGGUUUUGAUCAAUUUUGGCAUUGAUGACAGAGAGUCCGCGGUCUUAGAUGUGCGUGCCUCGGACUUGGUUGAGUGUGUCAAGAAGUGCUUACAGUAAGUGGCCGGAGUUAUGUUUUUUUAAUCCUGUGUAUGUAUAUCUUGCCUUUUGCGCAUCAUAAUAGUCGCCAAACUCCUUGUACUUCAUUAUUCGUGUAUAUGUUCAAUAAUAUUGCAAAGCCUACUAUUUGUAAAU
Molecule: messenger RNA, 1966 nt
Organism: Myxozyma melibiosi
Lineage: Eukaryota; Fungi; Ascomycota; Lipomycetes; Lipomycetales; Lipomycetaceae
Exons: 1
Coding region: 173-1831 (552 amino acids)
Source: RefSeq, a predicted model, not a curated record